Messenger RNA from Neurospora crassa OR74A, 1333 nucleotides. RefSeq lists its product as hypothetical. The record is from RefSeq and is a predicted model, not a curated record. Lineage: Eukaryota; Fungi; Ascomycota; Sordariomycetes; Sordariales; Sordariaceae. The coding region runs from base 1 to 1098 and encodes 365 amino acids. The transcript has 5 exons.
AUGCCUCCAGCUCCGGCUUCGGCUUCGGCUCCGGCUCCUCCUCGCCGUCCAAUCCCAGAGGAGCUCAAGAAUGUCUACCUUAUGAUGGCCAUCCAAGAAGCGCCCGAGUCCACCAUCCGGACUGUUCUCCGAGCUCUCUGCGGAGACGCCGAGUACAAGGCACGAAUCGUGACUCUUAUGUUCAACAAAAAGCUCCCACUUAGACCCGAAGCCAUCACCACGGCAGCUGAAGCCUCCACAAGCGCUUCAGGAUCAAGAAAGAGAAAGGCACCCAGCACGGAGAUCUGUAUCCAAUGUGACGAGCCCUUCGAAGAAGGAGACAAGAGCGUAACGUGCAAGCAUCAUCUGUUUGACAUGGAACUAGACGAAGACGACGAGACUUGGCUUGAGAUGCCCAUUUUUCCAGAGGAAAUAGCGGACACUCCGACCAAGUAUCCCGGGGAUGUGAAGGAGAGUUCUAGCGAGGAGGACGACGCCGACGAAGAGACGGACGAGGAUAAUGAUAACCCGGAGGGACGGGUUGAGGGUAAAGAGAAGGACGGCGAUGAGAAAGAGGCAACUUCGAACGCUAUCGCCUUGGCGCCCGAAGACACUGUCCGCGCCGUUCUCCGCGCUCUCACAGCAGAUGACGUCUUCAAGUCACGCAUUGCGACACUCAUGGCCAAGCUGCCACUUAGACCUGCGACCACAGCAGCAGAAAACAGUGGCGAGUCGAAUGAUGCUUCAAAGAAACAGAAGGCUGCCACUGCGCAAAUAUGCAUCCAAUGCGACGAACUCUUUGAGGAGGGCGAUACCUCCGAAACGUGCUCGUAUCAUCCUUACGACAUGGAAUUAGAUACGGACGCACCCGGUUGGAUUGAAUGGCCUCGUCGAGGAGUCCAAGAGACUGAGAUUAUGCGAAGGGAAAACCCUGAUGGGUUCGUUUACCCCUGUUGCGAAGCACUGGGCAGUGAGGGACAUGUGGGUUGUACGAUAGGUAGACAUAGGGCUGCGGAUGGAAAGAGGGGGAAGUUCCCGGGGAGCGAUGAUGAGAGUUCUAGUGAGGAGGAGGAAAAAGAGACGGAAGAAGAUGAAGAUGAGAAUGAUGGGGGCAAGUGAUGAGAAGGAUAGGAGCAUGGACACCUUCCCAACGGGUACCUAACCUCAAGGCCAGAGAACGCGGCAGAGGUGCGUAGGUGACCAAGGGUUAGGGUACAGAAGUGCAAUGUUCAGUAAACAGAACCAUCGGGCGGAUGUCAUCUGUUGCUUUUUUUUUUGUUUUUCUUCUUCUUGAACACCCAUACCUGGCCAAAUUAUUUUGCAAAGCAUAUUGCAUAGAGAAUCAUGCAUGGCC